This is a messenger RNA of Solanum pennellii, 2648 nucleotides long. RefSeq names its product OBERON-like protein. Gene Ontology annotation, cellular component: nucleus. The coding region runs from base 816 to 2480 and encodes 554 amino acids. The record is from RefSeq and is a predicted model, not a curated record. The transcript is spliced from 3 exons. NCBI's taxonomy places the organism in Eukaryota, Viridiplantae, Streptophyta, Magnoliopsida, Solanales, Solanaceae.
UUUUGAAGGGAUUUGUGAAUUUGGGUGUUUGUUGUUUUUGUUUGAUCUAAUGUUACUUGCUCAGUAACAGAUGUUCUUUGUUUGCUGUGAAGUUUGGUAGUGUUUGAUAUAAAGUUAGAAACUUUUGUUACUGUUUUGAUUUAAUGUUAGCUGAUGUCCUGUAUUUGCCCUGUUCUUCAAGGUAUAAAUGUGAAAUAUUGUUGAUAUUUUGGAUGAUUCUUGUUAGGGUUUGGUGUAAAGUUAGUAAUUUCUUGUUGAUGCAUGACCAAUUGGUAGUAUUAGUGUUUGUUGUUAGUAGAGUUCAUGGCAGUUCAUAGCACUAUUUUGUUUUUUGAAUAAGAGAGUGUAGUACAUGCACCAUUGGAUAUUAGUCGAGGUGUGUUUGAUAAACAUUUGGUGGUAGUUUAGGUAGGAAACUCGCAUAUCUAAUAGUUUAGGUGUGGAACUCGAAAAGCUGGUAUACUUUAGGUGUGUUUUGACACUUCACUGUUCAACAAAAAAGUCUUUUUCUUUGGAGUGAUGGAACUAGAGAAAGCAUAGAGGAAUUUGGAAAAGUAAAUGUUAGCUUGAAUGUGAUAGUUUUUGGAAGUAGGAGAUAUCGGUGGUAAGAUAUGUUUGCUUGUACUUGGAAAUAUAUGGUGUUCUUUUUUUCGCAGUUUAAACAAAAACAAGCUUUGUAUACUUUUUGUUAGAAUGUUUUUAUGUUUAGAAAGAUGGGGUAAUAUAUCUUGUGAUUUGUUUUUUUGUUUCUUUCGAGGGAAAGACUUGUGAACGAGUUCAAAAUUGUGUAUUAGAAGUGAAAAUGCAUUUGAAGCAUGCGUCGCGGACUAAUGCUGCCUCCACGCCAACAACCACGGCCUGGUGGACUUCAGACGUCUUUAUCCUUGGUCGUCUCUCCUGAUGCAUGUGGAUCUCCUAAUCCUCAAGAACGUGGCUCAACCUCUGAUCAGGCUCGUGACUCACCAUCUGAAAGUGCUAGCUCACGCGAAACAUGGCCAACAUCUGAUGCUUUGAUGGCAAAAAAGCUGGAGAAGGAGAAAGAGAAUGGCUAUGCUGAGCACUCUGUUGUCCGCAAUAUGCCAAACUCAGACAAAAUUUCCCUUCGAGACAUUGCCCGAGAAAGAGUUGACGUUAUAGCUGACAGGAUGCGAAAUCUCCCAGAUGAGUAUCUAGAGAAGUUCAAAUAUGAACUUCGGGUCAUUCUUGAAGGGUCAGGUGGUGCUCAGCACAGAAAUGAGUUUCAAUUCCUCCAAAGGCUAGUGAAUUGUAGGGGUGAGUUGACGGAAGGAAUCCUGUGUUUAACACACCGUACCCAGCUAGAAAUUCUGGUUGCCAUCAAGACGGGAAUUCAGGCGUUCUUGCAUCCCAGUGUCAGUCUCUCUCAAGCUUCUCUCAUUGACAUUUUCUUGUAUAAGAGGUGCAGAAACAUAGCAUGUGGUAGUGUGCUACCAGCAGAGGAGUGUAGCUGCGAAAUUUGCUCGAAGAAAAAUGGUUUCUGCAACCUUUGCAUGUGUGCUAUUUGUAACAAGUUUGAUUUUGAGGUCAACACUUGCAGAUGGAUUGGUUGUGAUCUCUGUUCUCAUUGGACACAUACAGAUUGUGCCAUUAGCAAUGGGCAGAUUGGAACGGGCCCUUCUGUUAAGGUUGGAGUUAGCUCAGCCGAGACGCUCUUCAGAUGCCAUGCUUGCAGUAGGACAUCUGAGUUAUUAGGUUGGGUUAAAGAUGUGUUCCAGCACUGUGCUCCAACUUGGGAUGCUGAAGCUUUUGUUAGAGAGCUCGAUUUCGUCAGGAGAAUUUUCCAGAGAAGCGAGGAUGCCAGAGGCCGUAAGUUAUAUUGGAAAUGCGAGGAACUCGUUGAAAAGCUGAAAGGUGGUGUUGCAGACCCAAUGGCUUGUAAAGUGAUCUUAUCCUUUUUCCAAGAUCUUGAUGAUCCUUCAAAGAAUCAAGGCAAUGACGAAGGUGCUCGGCCCAUAGCUCCUCUAGAAGCAUUCGGCAAGAUUGCAGAUGUAGUGCAGGAAGCCAUCAGAAAAAUGGAAGCUGUAGCGGAGGAAAAGAUGCGUUUGGUUAAGAAAGCACGACUAUCUCUCGAAGCAUGUGAUCAGGAGCUCAAGGAUAAAGCUCGGGAAGUGAGCAUGCUGAAAAUGGAGAGACAGAAGAAGAAGCAACAAAUCGAUGAUAUUGAAAGCAUCGUAAGGCUCAAACAGGCUGAAGCUGAAAUGUUUGACAAAAAAGCGGCUGAAGCUAGACGAGAAGCUGAAAGACUGCAACAAAUUACACUCGCUAAGACAAACAAGUCGGAAGAGGACUACACUAACAGGUAUCUGAAACAGCGAUUAUGCGAGGCUGAGGCAGAGAAGCAGUACUUAAUCGAGAAGAUGAAGCUUCAGGAAAGUUCACGAGCAUCGCAGAGCAGCGCCGGAGGCACUGACCCUUCCCAGAUUAUGUACAGCAAAAUCCAAGACUUGAUCAAGAAUAUGUAGAGUUGUUGCUUUCAAAGGAUAUGAACUCUCAUUUUCUCUGAAAAAUUUACUAGGCUUUCUGGAUUUAUAAAUUGGUUUUAAACUUUUGGUCUUGAUAAUUUUUCUUUUUAAUCUGUGCCUUACCUUUUUCUUUUUAAUGAUAAUAGCUCUUAAGAAAGGGCAGUCUGG